This is a messenger RNA of Ictidomys tridecemlineatus (thirteen-lined ground squirrel), 7975 nucleotides long. Lineage: Eukaryota; Metazoa; Chordata; Mammalia; Rodentia; Sciuridae. The record is from RefSeq and is a predicted model, not a curated record.
UGGGUCGGGACCAGGGAGGGGCAGAGUUAAAUCAGCAAGUUGGUGCCAGUUCCCCCCAGGGCCUCAAGGGACCUCCACCUGAGCAGUCAGCUUUUGACUUUGUAAGCAACGGGGGACUUCUAGAAGCUCCAGGGCGGGGAUCCCGUGCCGCCGCGCCCGGGUGGCCGGCGAUGAUCACCUAGGAGGCUGGCGCAAGCAGCGGAGCAGCCGGGCGCGGCGACACGCGGCCAUGCAGCGGGAGUCGGGGUCAGCCGAGGAGCCCGAGCCCCCGGGGAGGCGGUGGCGCCGCCGGGAGGGCAGGACGCGCACGGUGCGCUCCAACCUGCUGCCGCCCCCGAGCGCGGAGGACUCUGUGGCGGGUGCCACCAAGGGCGAACGGCUGCAGCGGCUCGGGUGUGUCCAGCACCUGGCAGACAACCGGCUCAAGACCACCAAGUACACGCUGCUGUCCUUCCUGCCCAAGAAUCUAUUCGAGCAGUUCCACCGCCUGGCCAACGUGUACUUUGUCUUCAUCGCGCUGCUCAACUUCGUGCCGGCGGUGAACGCCUUCCAGCCUGGCCUGGCGCUGGCGCCCGUGCUGUUCAUCCUGGCGGUCACGGCCUUCAAGGACUUGUGGGAAGACUACAGCCGCUACCGCUCGGACCAUGAGAUCAACCACCUGGGCUGCCUGGUCUUCAGCAGGGAAGAAAAGAAGUAUGUGAACCGAUUCUGGAAAGAAAUCCGUGUGGGAGACUUCGUGCGUCUUCGCUGCAAUGAGAUCAUCCCUGCAGACAUUCUGCUGCUGUCCUCCAGUGACCCCGAUGGGCUGUGCCACAUCGAGACUGCCAACCUGGAUGGAGAGACCAACCUGAAGCGACGGCAAGUGGUCCGUGGCUUCUCAGAGCUUGUCUCCGAAUUCAAUCCUUUGACGUUCACCAGUGUAAUCGAGUGUGAGAAGCCAAACAAUGACCUGACUAGGUUUCGUGGUUGCAUCAUACACGAUAAUGGGAAGAAGGCUGGACUGUACAAGGAAAACCUGCUGCUGCGAGGGUGUACCAUCAGGAAUACAGAAGCAGUAGUUGGCAUCGUCAUCUAUGCAGGACACGAAACCAAGGCUCUGCUGAACAACAGCGGGCCCCGCUACAAGCGCAGCCAACUUGAGAGGCAGAUGAACUGCGACGUGCUCUGGUGUGUCCUUCUCCUCGUUUGUAUGUCUCUGUUGUCAGCGGUCGGACAUGGAUUGUGGGUACAGCGGUAUCAAGAUAAGAAAGCAUUAUUUGAUGUCCCUGAGUCUGACGGCAGUUCUUUAUCCCCAGUCACAGCAGCAGUUUACUCAUUUUUGACAAUGAUAAUAGUUCUGCAGGUUUUGAUCCCUAUUUCCUUAUAUGUUUCCAUUGAAAUUGUUAAAGUUUGCCAAGUGUACUUCAUUAACCAGGAUAUAGAGUUGUACGAUGAAGAGACAGAUUCUCAGCUGCAGUGUCGGGCUCUGAACAUCACGGAAGACUUAGGGCAGAUACAGUAUAUCUUCUCAGACAAAACUGGCACUUUAACUGAGAAUAAAAUGGUUUUCCGAAGAUGCACAGUGUCUGGCAUAGAAUAUUCUCAUGAUGCAAAUGCCCAGCGUCUGGCCAGAUACCAGGAGGCAGACUCAGAAGAGGAGGAGGUGCCCAGGGGGGGCUCAUCCCAGCGUGGCAGUAUUGGGAGCCACCAGAGUGUCCGGAUCCUACACAGGAGUCAGAGUACAAAGUCCUACUGGCGCACAGGCAGCCGGGCUGAGGCCAAGAGGGCUAGCAUGCUGUCCAAGCACACGGCUUUCAGUAGCCCCAUGGAGAAAGACAUUACACCUGAUCCAAAGCUGUUAGAGAAGGUGAGCGAGUGUGACAGGUACCUGGCCAUAUCAAGGCACCAGGAGCACCCUCUGGCCCAACUCUCUCCAGAGCUGUCUGAUGUCUUUGAUUUCUUCAUUGCGCUUACCAUCUGCAAUACAGUAGUGGUCACAUCCCCGGAUCAGCCACGACAGAAGGUGAGGGUAAGGUUUGAGCUGAAGUCUCCAGUGAAGACAAUAGAAGAUUUCCUCCGGAGGUUCACACCCAGCCGCCUGACCUCUGGCUGCAGCAGCAUCGGGAGCCUGGCUACCACCAAGUCCAGCCACAAAUCAGGGUGCAGCUUCAUGUCCACUCUGUCCAACGACAGCAUGCUUUUGAGGCUGGAGGAGAGGCUGGGCCAGCCCGCACCAGCCAUUGCCAGCAAUGGCUACAGCACCCCCGCAGACAGCUGGGAACCCAACUCCCCCCAGGAGCCUCAGCCAAAGCAGGAGCUGAGGUUUGAGGCCGAGAGCCCAGACGAGGCAGCACUGGUGUAUGCGGCCAAGGCCUACAACUGUGCACUGGUGGAUCGGCUACAUGACCAGGUGUCAGUGGAGCUGCCCCAUCUAGGAAGGCUCACUUUUGAACUCCUGCACACGCUUGGUUUUGACUCCAUUCGCAAGAGGAUGUCUGUGGUGAUCCGGCACCCACUCACCGAUGAGAUCAAUGUCUACACCAAGGGGGCUGACUCAGUAGUCAUGGAUCUCCUGCUGCCCUGCUCCUCAGAUGACGCCAGAGGAAAGCAUCAAAACAAGAUCCGAAGCAAAACACAGAAUUACCUCAACCUGUAUGCAAUGGAAGGCCUGCGUACCUUGUGCAUCGCCAAGAGGGUUCUGAGCAAAGAAGAGUAUGCCUGUUGGUUGCAAAGCCACUUAGAAGCAGAAUCAUCUGUGGACAACCGAGAGGAGCUCCUUUUCCAAUCUGCCAUUCGCCUUGAGACGAAUCUGCAUCUAUUGGGUGCCACAGGAAUCGAAGACCGCCUACAGGAUGGAGUCCCUGAAACUAUCACUAAAUUGCGUCAAGCAGGCCUACAGAUUUGGGUUCUCACUGGUGACAAACAAGAAACAGCCAUUAACAUUGCAUAUGCCUGCAAACUUCUGGACCAUGAUGAAGAAGUCAUCACCCUAAACGCCGAAUCCCAGGAAGCCUGUGCAGCCCUGCUGGAUCAGUGUCUGCACCACGUGCAGUCCAGGGGUUCCCACAGGCCCCCUGAGAAGACCGAAAGCUCUGUGAAUGUGGGAUUCUCCCCUCUGUACCUGGCCUCCACCACAACCACUCUCUCUGGCCCCAGCCCAAGCCUUGUGAUUGAUGGAAGAAGUUUGGCCUAUGCCCUUGAGAAAAACCUGGAGGACAAAUUUCUUUUCCUCGCCAAGCAGUGCCGCUCAGUUCUCUGCUGUCGGUCAACCCCUCUGCAGAAAAGUAUGGUGGUAAAGCUGGUCAGAAGCAAGCUGAAGGCCAUGACCCUGGCAAUAGGUGAUGGAGCCAAUGAUGUCAGCAUGAUCCAGGUGGCAGACGUGGGUGUGGGCAUAUCAGGCCAGGAGGGCAUGCAGGCAGUGAUGGCCAGUGACUUUGCAGUGCCAAGAUUCCGAUACUUGGAGAGACUCUUAAUUGUCCAUGGACAUUGGUGCUACUCCCGACUGGCCAACAUGGUGCUGUAUUUCUUCUACAAAAACACAUCACUUCCCCAGCUUGUGACUGGGGUGCUGGACAAGGAUGUACCAGCCCAUGUGCUGCUUUUGAAGCCACAGCUCUACAAGAGUGGCCAGAAUAUGGAGGAAUAUCGGCCACGUGCCUUCUGGUUAAACAUGGUUGAUGCUGCCUUCCAGAGCUUGGUUUGUUUUUUCAUUCCUUACCUGGCCUACUAUGACUCAGAUGUGGACAUGUUUACUUGGGGAACCCCCAUCACAGCAAUCGCACUGUUCACUUUCCUGCUGCACCUGGGUAUUGAAACCAGAACCUGGACCUGGCUCAACUGGACAGCUUGUGUCUUUAGUAUCUUUUUAUUUUUCACCGUGGCCUUGAUUUACAAUGCCUCCUGUGCAACAUGUUAUCCUCCAUCUAACCCUUAUUGGACCAUGCACACAUUACUGGGAGACCCCGUGUUCUACUUGAUUUGCCUCAUAGCACCUAUCACUGCAUUGCUGCCCAGAUUGUUUUUCAAAGCCCUCCAGGGGAGCCUCUUCCCAACCCAACUUCAGCUGGCGCGCCAGUCAGCCAAGAAAUUUCCCAAGAAACCCAAAACUCACAAAGAAAUCUUAGUUCAGAAACAUUUCCCUGGAGACCCAAAAACAGAGCUCUCGAAAGGGAUGACCAUGAGUCCCUCUGAGACCCUCUCCAAGGACUGUGCCUCAGAAGCUUCUCAGAACACACAGCAGCCAUCCUGCUCCCUAAAGACCAGCAGGGAGCUCAGCACAGUGGACAUAAGCAUGCCAUUGAGAGAGGACACCAUGCAGGAGGGACUGGAUGCUCAGGCCCCGGGAUCCUCCAGGCCAGUGGAGGCUGUUUUAGAAGCGUGUCCUGAGGACUCCAAGAGGAAACCCACCAGUACAAGCCAGGAACCCCCUCUAUCGUCCCUCUUCAACCUGCCCAGUUUCGGUUCACUCAACUGGAUCUCCUCCCUCUCAAUGGUCAGUGGGCUGGGAAGUGUCUUCCAGUUCUCCAGAAGUAGUUUACACAUGGACAAGCAGGAUGGAGAGUUCCCGCCCAGCCCCCCACAGCCAGAUCAGGACUUACAUGGCUUACAGGGACAGGCCACAGACUACUUCUAGGAUCACCUUCAAGGGACAGCAGCAGAACGUCACAGUGAAAACCUUGAAAUGGCCUUUUAUAUAUAUAUAACGUAGAUAUUAAUAUUAUUUAUGUUUAUUAUUUGCACAGAAGAGUUCUAGGGAGAUAUAUUUUUAAAUGUUUCCAAGGUUAACACAGGAAACAAGAGGUACCAAAAAGAAAGUUUAUUUUUUAAAGUUCUAAGUAGAGUAUAUUGAAAAGAAAAAUAAAGAGCUUUAACAUAUAAAUAUAUAUAUAUAUAUAUAUAAAGUUGAAAGAAGAAUGACACUUAAAAAGUGUCUUUGAAUUUAUUUUUUCAUCUCAUUUUGUAAGAAAAGGCAAUAGGACUUAUUUUCUUCAACAUGCGUGACCCUUGCUUUCCCUGAAUACACUCUUGUGAUUAAGCCCAGUGAACCUGGGUGGGUGUGGACAUGGAUGGCAGUGAGGAGAGGUGAUAGAGGGUAGGGCAUGUGAACUCCCAGGACAUAUCCCUCCACUGGCUUCCAUUUCUACCAACCCAGAAGGACUGUGGCUCUGCUUUACCCAUGAAGGGGAAAGUGAGAACUCAAGAAAAACUCAUGUGUGAAGUUUAUUCUGAUGCUCAAUUCAAUGCAGGCACUUUGUAAAGAUCUUGUAGGUAUGACGGCCCUAUGUAAUAUUUUGCCUGUUAAGAUCAUCACAAGCAAUAAACAAACUUCACUUUGCAAAGACAACGUGUCCAGUCACCACAGUCAUAUGAAGUAUUAAUAUAUGACCUAUGGAGUGUGUUCUGAAUACUGCGGGGAACUUCCUUUUAGAUUCUAUGAAGAAAACAGCUCAGAGACACACUACCCUGUCACUGCACAGCUCCUUAUACCUCAGCUUCCUGGCCCGGGGCCAUCAGCACUAUCCAAACCCUUUCUGCCAAGAGGCUAGAUAUUUUGAGCAAUUAUCUUCAGGCAUUUGUCUGAUGAGCCAUUAUUUCUGUCCCUCUAAAAAGAGAAAAAGAAGGGGGAAAGAUUCUUUUAAAAAAAAAUCUACUGGGGAUUCUUUUCUGAGCCCUUUAUUUCAACUUUGUCAGAUAGUCAUUAAUGUCAUGACCACUCUGCUCAGUAAUGAAGCUAUGAAAUAAGCAGGGUAUCUGAUUAAGUUAUCAGGACUUCUGGCUCAUGUAGACACCUACUGCCAAGUAUAGCAAUGAAAAAAGAACAAAAGGACAGUGAAAUUUGGGGAAGAAUUUCUAGUUAUCCAAUCAGUGUGGUUCAUUAUAAGUACCAGAAAACAUACUUUAUUCUGGUCAAAAUGAAAGGGAAGGCAUAGCUCAUUGUCUGCAGGUCCUGAGGAGGAUGGGCUCCAGGUGAUUGGACUCAUCAAACCAGAAUCCAGGGUGCUGAGGUUUGAAAGUAUCCUCCAAUAUUCCUACAAUAGAAACUUAAUUCCCACUGCAACUGUGUUGGGAGGUGGGGUCUUUGGGUGAGAUGUUUAGGUCAUGAGGCUUCUGUCCCUAUCAAAAAGGUUUGCAGGGUUUGGCUUUCGUUUGCCCUUAUACCUUCUGCCAUGUGAACAUGCCACAAGAAAAGCCUUCACCAAACACAAGCACCUUGGAACUUUCCAGCAUCCAGAACUGUGAAAAUAGAUCUGUUCUUUAUAGAAUACCUAGUUUCAGGUAAUCUGGUUCAGCAAUGCAGAAUGACUUGAGACACAGGGCUUUUCCCCCUCAUCUCUUCCUUUAGUUUUUUUGGGGGAUAGGGGUGAGGUUAGUUUUGUUCCAAGCCUGCCUCUGAUCUUGAUGAUACAUUUUCUAGAGUCAUCCCUGAUCAUAUCCACAUAUCACAUCGUCCACAGAAGGGAGAGGACACUUCUAUACACAUUGUAAGCUGAGUCCGGGUUUCCUUAGCUUCACCCUGUAUAGAUUGCAUGGCAGCCUUACAACCAGUUAUUGCCAUUUUGAUGAGAGUGUGUCUUUUUGAGGUUUUCUUGCUGGAACUGCCAGAGUACCUGGACUGCAUGAGUGCAUGGACAUUUAGAGGAAUAUUUGGGUCCUGUUUGAUGGAGAGACACAAGGGACACUGGAGGCAGCUUCAGUAGCCAGUGUUGCUGGACCAAAGAUGGCAGUGGUCCUCAUCCUGCCUGCUCCCUUCCUGAUGCCUUUCAAUUAUGAAAAGAAUCUUCUUAGGAAGGUACACACUCUACUAUUUCCUGAAUUAAGCUAAUGGUCAUCAGCACAAAGUAUCCAUCCGUAAUCAUAUUAACCUGAAUAUCUGAGAUUUUAAAAUGCCCAGGUUCCAGAUAUUCUUUUCCUUACAAUCUACCCUUUCUACAAAUGAUAUCUCUUCUCUGUAGAUACAUCGUCUUAGGUAAUAGAGUGAUCCAGGCAGGGGCCCUGGGAAUAUGCCUACCAAAACCAGUUUAAAGAAAUAAACAUUGUAAAUGGCAUCGACAGUUAGCUGCGUUGUAGGAUGUGGAAUAUUCAUAGAAAUUUACAAUAAUAAUCUGUCACAACCAAGUUUGAUUCAACUGAACAUGAAUGGAACUGAGUUUUAUGAUUAUCUUACCAAAUACUAAUAACAAAUCUAAAAUCAAUGGGAAUGGGAAAGACAGUAGAAUGAAUUGGACAUAACUUUCCUAUGUUUAUAUAUGAAUACAUGACCAGUGUAACUCCACAUCAUGUACCCCCACAAAAAUGAGAAGUUCUACUCCACAUAUGAUAUGUCUAAAUACAUUCUACGUCACGUAUAACUAAAAAGAAUAAACUUUAAAAAAAUGGGAAGCCUGGCUAUCUAAGGCUGGCUCUGCUCUUGGGAACAAAAUCGCUGGACUAGUUAUUUAAUGUUGUUCAGCAUAGUUUGUUCAAAGUCAAAAACAAUUCAAUUAAAAUUCUUGGAGGACAGGCAUUAUGUCCUGUUUGCCUUGUGACCUCAUCACUUUGCACAGAAUCUAGUAGUUUGAAUGUGUUUGGUAAGUGUUGAAUGAAUUCAAGAAUAAAUGUUAAAAAAAAACUAAAGAGGUUAAGAAAAAUUGCUUGUUACAACUCAUUACUAUUUGAUAUUUACUAGCAAUUCUGGCUAAGGCAAAUAAGAUUAAUUUUUUAAAAGAAUCAACAUUAGAAUGUCAAGAGACUGAAAUUACCAUUACUUAUACAUGAUAUGAUUGUGUACCUGGAAAAUUCAAAUGAAUAAACUAAAAGGAUAUCAAAAUUAAUGAAAGCAGGAAAUAAAUUGACUCACUAUAAAGGAAACAAACCACAGCUUUUGUAUAGAGCCAUAGCAAACCAGAAGAGAGGCUUGGAAAGAUCUCAUUCACCAAUACAACACCAAUGCCAAAAAAAAAAAAAAAUACCUAACAUACUGAAGAAUAAUUUCAAUAAAUAUAAAGGCAUCUCAUCA